CUGCCAUAGAGCAACUCCCCCCUCCAGCAGCAGCAGAGGAGGCGUGCAGCGUCUCUCCGGUGCCUCUUCUCCACGGAGGACUUAUCACGCCACACUUCCACACUUUCAGCCCCGGACACACCGCUAUGCAGAGGACGGAGCUCGGUUAAUUCUUCCGCGUCCGUCGUGAGCGGCGUUUUUUUGUUUGUUUUUGUUUUUUUUUUAUGUUUUAGGGGUUUUGUUUUUUUUUUUUUUGCACACCGACGCCGAGACACGGACACGGGAGCAGAGUCGGCUACGACGCGGGACAGGAGAAAGUUUGUCAAGCGUGGCGCAAAAAAAAAAAAAAGGGGGCAAAAAACCAAGCCAAAAAAUACACACAGCAAUUGAACAAUGCGGUUGACCCCGACUAAGAUCCUUCCACCGGCCGCCCUCCUCGUCCUGCUGGCCGUCCGCUGGUCCCUCUGCAUUUCAUUGUCGCCGCAAGAGGCGAGCCAGUUCCUGAGCAGACACAGGAGGGCGAAUCAAGUCUUCGAGGAGACGAAGCAAGGGCACUUGGAGAGGGAGUGCGUGGAGGAGAAGUGCAGCAAAGAGGAGGCCAGAGAAGUGUUUGAGAACGACCCGGAGACGGACUACUUCUAUCCCAAGUAUGUAGCCUGCAUGGAUAAGUUUGGAGGUUCUGAAAAGAAAAAGCAGGAUCUGAUCACAUGUGUCCACAAUAUCCCAGACCAGUGCUCUCCCAAUCCCUGCAACGUCAGAGGUAUGGUGCGCUGCGAGGACAAGAAGGGCGACUUCCUGUGUCACUGCUUUACAGGCUGGACAGGAGCCAGAUGUGAGAAAGAUGUCGAUGAGUGCAGCAAGAGAAAUGGAGGGUGUGACCACGAGUGCAACAACACUAUGGGAAGUUACCGCUGCUCCUGUCGCCAAGGCUACGUGUUGGAGGGACGCCACACGUGUAACGAUGUGGACGAGUGUGAGGACAAGAGCGUGUGCGGGACGGCGCGAUGCGAGAACAACCAGGGCGGCUACGACUGCUUGUGCGACGCCGGCUACGUGUACGACAACGAAACCAAGAGCUGCGUCGACGUCGAUGAGUGUGAGGCGGGGGUGUGCGCAGAGGAGUGUCUGAACACUGCAGGUAGUUUCCUUUGCUUCUGUGAUGGUCGUCAGGGCAUGAAGCUGGCGCAGGACCGCAGGAGCUGUAAGCCUAUGACUCCCUGCAUGUCACCGUCCCUGAAGAGGAACGAUCGCUCGCUGUAUCUGGGCCGAAUGUUCAGCGGCGUGCCGGUGGUCAGGCUGCGUUUUCGCCGCAAGGUUCACACAGGAUUUUCAGCAGAAUUCGACUUCCGCACCUACGACAAAGAGGGGGUGAUCUUCUUCGCCGGAGGUCAUCUGAACAGCUCCUGGAUCGUGCUGGCGAUGCACAAAGGGAAGCUGGAGCUGCAGCUGAAGUACGGGACGGUCAGCAGAGUCACGAGCAGCGGACCCAUCGUCAACGACGGCCACUGGAGAAAGAUAUCUGUGGAGGAGCAGGGCCGGAGCCUGGUCAUCAAGAUCGACAGGGAGGCCGUGAUGAAGAUCGCUGUGAACGGUGACCUGUUCACGCUCAACAAGGGGAUGCACGAGCUGAACCUCACCGUGGGGGGGGUCCCCUUCAAAGAGGACGGCCUCGUCAAUCAGGUGAACCCCCGUCUGGACGGCUGCAUGAGGGACUGGAGCUGGCUCACGGGCGAAGACACCUCCAUCCAGGAAACCAUUCGCGCCAACGAGAACAUGCAGUGUUUCAGCUCGGAGGAGCCCGGAGCGUAUUUCCCCGGCACCGGCUUCGCUCUCUUCAACAUCAGCUAUGAAUCACAGAACCUGAGCGUCGCGUUGACCCUGCGUCCGGUUUCCGGCAUCGGGGUUUUGUUUGCUCUCGUUUACCAGGACAGAGUCCCCCUCUCCGUCUCUCUGUCCGACUACAAUCCCCUAACGGACGAGUGGCGAGACUUUGUCCUGGUGUCUGUGGGCAACGUCGUCAUCGCCAGCUCUCCUGUGCCCACGUGCGACGGUCGGAGUCACAAAAUCGAGGUGGUGAUAUCAGGCAACCAGACGCUACUGUCGGUCGACUACGCGCUCGGACGGAGCGAAGACGCAGAAGUUCCUACGGACCUCCUGUCGCAGUCCACCACCUUUAUAGGAGGCCUCCCUGACGUCCCUCUGGUGUCCACGCCGGUGUCGGCUCCCUACAGCGGCUGCAUGGAGGUCAGUGUGAACGGGCAGCGCCUGGACCUGGACCAGGCCGUCCACAAGCACAACGACAUCCGCUCGCACUCCUGCCCCCUGCUGGACUCCUCCAACCAGUGACCGGCGAUUCCACAAAGCAGUUCACUGAGGCAAUGGGAAUGACAUCCAAUAAAAAAAUAAUAAUUAUAUAUAUAUUAAAAAAAAAAUUAAAAAAAGCUCUGGCAAGUUGGGGAGGGAGGAGUUUUAGGAUUAGAUUAUAACUAAAAAAAAAGCAGUUAUCACGGUGCAUUAGCUCAGACGCACCCUCUCGUCCUUUUACUGUUGUCUCACAAUUACGUCCGUCAAUGAGCAACAUCCCCAUGUUCUAAAAAAAAAAAAAAAAAAGGAUGUGGGAGCUGCAUGACAUUGCCUCAAAAACUGCCCAUCGUGUCACAAUCCUCGUAAAAAGGCCGAACCCGGAUCCUGUUUUUAAAAAAAUGCAGAUCGACUGCAGCCUUUUCAGGCAGGGUGGGGGUGACUCCCUUAUAUCCAGCUCACCUAAAGAUCACAUUCACAAAGCUUGAAAUGAUCAAGUUAUAAAUCAAGUGAAAGGAAAAAAAUAUACAUAUAUAUGUUUAUGUAUAGGGACCAGAUAAAUAGUCCUACAUGAGCAGCCCUACUCAGAGAAAAUAUGCCAACAGGUGCUCAGAUUAACCUCGAGUUACCUCGGGUUAUUCGACUGGGGGCUGAUAAAUCGCGUUCGCCCCCAACGAGCUGCAUCCCCCUCCUCCCCCUUCUCCUCCCUCCUCAGGUGGAGGCGUGGUGUUAGGCACGUCUUUGUGUUCAAUACAAAAAGCUUGCACAUCGUCGCAGGCGGUCGCGCGCGCACACGGGGGAAAAAAAAAAAAAAAAAAAAAGCCAUUCAACCCCCCCCUCGACUAAAGAAGCGCAACCGCGUCCGCCUGCGACCUUUAAAAAAACUCAACCAUGUGCCUACUUAAACAACCACCAACGCAAAACUUUGCCGUCAAGCUUCCCUUCCGCUCCCGGACGCCAAGAUGCAGUACUGUAACAACCCGACAAAAAACAAAACACUUAACCCCCAGCGAUCGCCGCCGUUGAAAAGUCACUGUUCAAGAGCUGACUAACACUAACACCAGAUAACGUCUUCUGUCCCUCAAACGUCACAGUCACAGUUAACGGCUGCCAUGAACCAACCUGAUGAUGAUGAUGAUGAUGAUGAUGGUAACGGAUUAGCCACAGAAGCACAGGGAGACAGGAAGCACUGCAUCGACCGCACCACACAAGCUACUGAGAAUAAAAAAAAAAAAAAAAGAGAGAGUGCGCUGUAUUAUACUGAAUAUGUAAAUAAUGUGACUGUACAAUGCUUUAUGAAAAAAGAACAGGAAGCAAAAUACUACCUUAUGUUCCCUGGGAGAUUUCUGCACAUUUGAGUUGAUCCAAAGUUAAAAGAAAAAGUCUCUCAACUUCUUCUUCUUCUUCAUCUGCUAUUUUGUUAUUAUUAUUAUUAUUAUUAUAAUUAUUAUUUUUAUUUUUUUAGUAGAAUGACAAAUCUGUGAUUCCUUUUCCCCCAAAGUGAGAGACCGUCGAGAGCAAUAGCCAGGGAUCAAAGUAGCAACAACCUUUUUAGGGACUUAAUUUUAUUUUCUAGGUGCUUAUUCAAAAACACAAACAAAAACAAAAAGAAGAAUGUCGUCGGAGCGUCUGUGAUUGAGAAUGCCAAAAGGGCUCCAGUGUGGUUUGACUUCCUUUGUAAUGUAUCAUUUUAUAGUUUUCUUGAUGAAUGAAUGCCUGAAAUCUAAGA
This is a messenger RNA of Mugil cephalus (flathead mullet), 4009 nucleotides long. RefSeq names its product growth arrest-specific 6 (gene gas6). The transcript is spliced from 15 exons. The record is from RefSeq and is a predicted model, not a curated record. Gene Ontology annotation, molecular function: calcium ion binding. Lineage: Eukaryota; Metazoa; Chordata; Actinopteri; Mugiliformes; Mugilidae. The coding region runs from base 373 to 2325 and encodes 650 amino acids. Gene Ontology annotation, cellular component: extracellular region.